CACACAUUAUCUCAGUGUUCAUUAGUCCGAGAUUUCGUUUAUUUAUUAUUUAUUUUUUUAUGUUUUUUUUUGGGGGGGGGAGAGAGAGGGCUUUGUGAAGUGAAGUUGGCUCUCAUCUCCCGAUUUUUACCAUUUUGUGAACGUUUACCAACCAUCGCUUCACUCAUUUUUACUCUGGAUAAAAAAAAAAAAAACUAACGGAGCCAUUGUUUUCGUCCACAGAAUGUUCAUGUGUCACGUGAACCCGUGAACCAAGAGAGCAAGGAAUUUUUGGAUACUCCGUUGACAAGAGGAUUCAUUACAAACGUUUACUAAAUUGUGAUUCAGUGUAAGGUGAAAUAGACGUCCAACAGUGUUUGUGUGUGAGGAUUAUUAUUAUUAUAUUUUCUUCCCGAGUGAAAGUGAAUGACUGUUUCGUUGACUUUUGUCAUUUCCCGUGAGAUAAACGUGAUAUUAACGGGACAAAUCAAGCAAUAAGUGUAUUUAUCGUGCCCCAUAAGUGGAAAUAUUCUCCCCCUCUCUUCAAUCCUUUAAUUUGGAUUUUGGAUACGAUUUUACUCUUAUGUGGAGUUACGUCGAUUGUGCACUGGAUAUCACUCGUGCUUAUUGUGUAGUGGUAGAUCGUUGGAGCCGUUAACGGUUCGGGGAUAACACAACGUCACGCAAGCGUACACAAACACACGCUCGUGAGAGUACAAACGCUCCUCUCCGUGUUUUUUUUUUCUUUUUUUUUCCCCCCUCAGUCGCUGUGAAAUUCUCAUCGAAACAGAAAAAAAAAAAUUAUCCAAAAUCGUGUGAUUUUAACCUGGAGGUGUUGGGGGAGAUUUUGACUGUGUGAAGGAGUUAAGACAACGUGGUUUAAUUAAUUGUUGUGCGCCGGCCGGCCGGCCUCAAAUAUCCAGGGGGUGUUCAGCUACGAGGGACUGUUUAUAACGACAAAACGGCUGAUAACUGGGCUCUUUGGAUUUAUUAAUCAUAAGACAGAGUAACAGCCUGUAAAACAAGCUGGAAAUAUGAGCAUUGCUGCACUGCUGCAAGCCGCUGAGUACAUUGAACGAAGAGAAAGAGAAGCUGAGCAUGGAUAUGCCUCGACUAUGCCCCUUCCUGAUGAUCUACGGACGAUCACCAAGAGGCCAAAGACGAAAAAAUCACAGGGUAGUCGAACUACCCACAACGAACUGGAAAAAAAUAGGCGGGCGCACCUCAGAAACUGCCUGGAAAAGUUGAAAGUACUUGUGCCUCUGGGGCCUGAAACGUCGAGACACACCACCCUUGGUCUUCUCACCAAGGCCAAACGAUUUAUCAAGAGCCUUGAGGAUAGAGAACGAAAGCAUUCAGCUCACAGAGAUCAAUUGUCGCGUGAGCAUAGAUAUCUAAGACGGAGACUCGAGCAAUUGACGAAUCAAACGGGUCUCCAUGGUUUGCGUGGUUUACAUGGAUUGGAUAAUAUCCAUGGUUUGAGUACAAGUGCACCAUCGGGUACGUCGUGCAGUCAAGCAGUUGCAGCAGCUGCAUUACUAUCCAAGAGACGAAGUGUCUCCGAAUGCUCGGUCACCACUGUCUCCUCCACGGGUUCAGCUGUGAGCUCUGGUACUUCCGACAGAUCCACUGGUAGUCCAUCCUCUGUCUCGGAAUCUGAUGAAGUCGAUGUGAUUGGAUACACGAGCAAUCAGUCCGACACUGACGACCACAGUAGCAUCCAGAGCAGCAGUGAUAGUGGUGUCGCAAUGUCCACGUCACGACUGACUCUCUCCGAAAUGAUGGACAAUCUCUAGACAAACAUGUGCGGAGUUACAUAACGAGGGAGCAUUCCGGAGGACGUUGCGUCAAGAAUGUCGCAAAAAUAAGUUGGCAAAAAUCAGCGUGAAAAAAGGCAAACUUUGAAGAGAACAAGAAAUAACCCAGUGUUUUAAAAAUCGUACAUCUCAUUAGACCUCGACGGUUGUCUGGUCGAAAUGAAGAGAGAAAGAUAACAAAAACCAUUAAUAAAUUAGUAUCGCUCAAUCACAGUCAUUAGAGAAACGUUUGAUAAAUUGAGUUGACUAGAGUGAAAAUAAAUGGACGGGUCUCAUCGAAUGAGACGAGAGCCAUGAGAGACCCUUGGUGAAAAUUAAUCGUUUUGGAUUUGAUGAAUUGGCUGGCUCCCGAGAGCGUUGUCUGUAAAUUAAUUUAAAUGUCUCACUUGUAAAAGUAUUGUAUAUAAAAACAAAAAAAAAAAACGUGAUGAGGAGUGAGUGGUCAGGAUUAAACGUGAUUAUUGGUAUGCAUACAGAGGAAAUGGAAGUAAGUGAGAGAAAAAAAAGAGGAUUAAAUGGAGUGAAUUUACGAGCGUCGCUAGCAAAUCAUGGAUUAUAUUCAGCAAUGAUGGAUAGGCAAACAUUUAUACAGCAUUGGCAUCGAGCGUUUUGCAGAAACAGCCAAGGAAAAGUACUAAAAAACUAAAAAAAAAAUGUUUAAAAAACGGAAUUAAUUAAUUAUCCGGAUCUUUAAUUAUACUUUCAGUGUUUCGCACUAUUAGAAAAGCUUUGAAUCGCCUCUAAGCUACUCGUAACUAUUAAUUUAUUAUUAUUUCUCUGUACUAAUUGUCGAUUUUACCAAAGGUAUAUGCGACAAACAUUCGUCAAUGAAUUUAAAAACAAAAAAAUAUAUUAUUUUACGCUGAUUUUUUUCUUUUUUAAAAAGAAAGUAUAAAUUAUUUACGCCACUAUCAGCUCUCGAGGCUCGCGAUAACCGUAUCUUUUAUACGUAUGCACAUAAAUAUAUACAUAUAUAUUAUGUACAUUUUCCUGGUUAUUAUUUUUUCACAUUUACUCAACACCUACGAGUGGAUAAAUUGUUUUUACAACAUCCCCUUUAACAUUUUAUUUCAGAGUAGAUAAUGCACUGAGUGAAAAAUGAAAAAACUCAAAUACGUCUUGUUUAGACCGGGAGAAGUCUGAGUUAAAAAUUAUCUAAUAUAAAUGCAAAUAUUGCCUAUAUUUUAUCAUUUUUAUUAUUUUGUUUAAGAAUUAAUUUUUAACUGUGAUUAUUGGGCGAGUAAAGUGAAACAUGGAAAAUUCAAUGAUAAAGGAGUUCUGGAAGAAAUAUUUCUCACUUGUACAGACGAUAAAUUUUUUUUCAAAAGAACAUUCAUUUUUGCAACCAAAAUGAUUUUUUAAUUUUCAAUUUAUGAUUUUUUUUGUUUAAACAAGACUGUUUCGAGAAAAUAUUUUUAUUUCUCACAGUUUAUUCGAGUGGGUCCACUGAGGCACAACAUGGGCGUGAUUAAAAAAUACAAAUUAACAAGCAAGAAAAUUAACAUUGAAGUGCUCUCAUGAACGUUGAACCAAACUUCGGUACGUGAAAAAAAGAAUAGAAGGUGAAAAAGUAAAAAAAAAAAUCCAUAAAAAGCGCAAGCUGCAAACGGGCAAAUAUGACACAGGGACGCGUGUACAACGCGUCACAAAAUAUUACUAACAAAAAAAAUCACAAAAAUAUGAGAAUCUGCGAGCACGUGGUGUUGCGGCACUCUAAUAAAACUGAAAAAGGAAAAAAAAUUAUCAUAUUAUUAAGUAUUAAAUGAAGGAAAAUGAUAAUAUUAUAAAUCAAAGAGUACAAAUUCUUUAAGUCCCUGUAUCAUGUGCAACCCGUGAGUUUAAAAUGAAAAAAAAAGGAAAAAAGUAACAAGUAUGCGUGAGGCGUUUG
Diachasmimorpha longicaudata is the source of this 3684-nucleotide messenger RNA. RefSeq names its product max dimerization protein 1-like (gene Mad). The record is from RefSeq and is a predicted model, not a curated record. The coding region runs from base 1014 to 1775 and encodes 253 amino acids. Lineage: Eukaryota; Metazoa; Arthropoda; Insecta; Hymenoptera; Braconidae. The transcript has 7 exons. Gene Ontology annotation, biological process: regulation of transcription by RNA polymerase II. Gene Ontology annotation, molecular function: DNA-binding transcription factor activity, RNA polymerase II-specific; protein dimerization activity; RNA polymerase II cis-regulatory region sequence-specific DNA binding.